AUGACACACCUGGGCGUACGGUGCGUGGUGGCGUCGGUUGCGUCGAUCGUGCUGAUGCUGGUCGGUAGCGGAACCACCUUCAACCUCGAAACGCGCCAUUUGUUGGACAAACGGGGACUGCCGGGUUCGUACUUUGGUUACUCAGUCGCCGGUCACAGCCAGCGCGGUGGUAUAGCGGCCGGAAAUGUAACCAACUGGAUGCUGGUGGGCGCACCGCUCGGCCAGAAUCUGCAGCCCGGUACGAACCAAUCGGGUGCACUGUACCGGUGCCCGAUAACGCUUGCCUCGAACGACUGCACGCAGGUCAUCACCGAUGGUCACCGGACUCCCACCGGAAAGUACGUUCCCUUUCGCGAUGCGUACAGUAAGCCGGACGAUAUUGACGAUGAUGAUGGUGCGGGUGACUCAGAUAACCUUCACGAGCAGCGCCUAGAACCGCCCGGGAAAGACGAAAUCAAGAACAACCAGUGGUUGGGUGUGACGGUCGAAACGGGUGGUCAAGAGAACAAGAUCUUCGUCUGUGCGCAUCGGUACAUUAAGAUCAACAAUCCGCUCGCGUACGCAGCGUCCGGCCCGAACGCAACUGGCCUCUAUCUCGGCCAGGGCGUUUGCUACGUGCUGAAUGAGGACUUUUCGUUCGGGUUCGCGGUCGAGGUGUGCCGCGGUCGGUCGAUCGAGAGAGAGCAUAUACAGUAUGCAUUCUGCCAGUCCGGCACGUCCGGCGCGGUACUACCGGACGGUACCGCCCUGAUCGGGACCCCGGGAGCAAUGACGUGGAAGGGCACACUGUUUAACGUUGCGAUCGAGGGUGGGUUUUUGUCGCGUGACAAGUACCAAUACUUUGCACCGCACGACAAUUUGCAUUCGCCCGUACCUAACUACAGCUAUCUUGGCAUGUCCGUAACCGGGGGCCGAUUUUUCGGCGAGUAUAUGGCGUACGCGGGCGGUGCACCGCGUGCCGCCCAGGGCAACGGUGAGGUGGUCAUCUUUACGAACCGGAACAAGCCGAACCCAUUCGAACAUGUCGUGUCGUUGCGCGGCGAACAGUUUGGAUCCGGGUACGGCAGUACGCUCGCAUCGGCGGAUAUCAACGGCGAUGGACGGCUUGACCUACUGGUAGGAGCCCCUAACUAUUUCAACCGUACAGAUGGUGGCGCCGUAUACGUAUAUCUGAACCGUGGCAGUAGCUUUGUGCAGCAGUACGACCAACGGUUGACCGGCCGGCUCGAGUCACGUUUCGGUACGGCUAUCGCCAACUGUGGCGAUAUGAACCAUGACGGGUUGGACGAUGUGGCGAUCGGUGCACCGUACGAAUCAUCCGGCACUGGCCGGGUGUACAUACACUUUGGCACGAAGGAUGGCGCACUGUCGCCCGAACCGGUGCAAACGAUCGAUCCGGCCGAUCUGUUCACGGGCAGGUGGCAAACGUUUGGAAGCUCCCUUGCGGGUGGCCAUGAUCUGGACGGUAACUCAUACCCGGAUCUGAUCGUGGGUUCAUACGCUAGCGAUCGUGUCAUUGCACUGUUUGCGCGUCCGAUCAUUAACAUUCGCACGUACGAGGAGCAGCAAUCGACCGAACCGACCUCCAUAGAUCCUACGCGAACCGGUUGCACGAGCGAUCCGACUGCAAACGUUACAUGCUUCACGUUCCGUGCGUGCAGUGCCGUUGAUGAUGCGUCACUUAACGACGGUGACGUGAUGGCCGAUUCUACGCUUCAGCUGCGUUGCACCAUACAGGCAGAAACGUUCCAUAACGAGCGCAAAUUUUCGCGCGUAUACUUUGGCACGGAUGUGGUGCCGUUGGGCAGUAACGACACGGGAACCGGUGCAACCGUUCUGCGCACUAACGUACUUCGACGACGGUUCCGGCUGGCGGUGAACGGGAAACCAGUGUGUCACGAGGUGACCGCCUAUCUAAAGGAGGGUACGCGAGACAUCCAGAACCCGAUACAGUUCCGCAUCAGCUACACGCUGGACGAGGAGCGUGAGAAUGGUCGGGGUCGGGCCCGCAGUCGAAUGGAACGUGACCUGCCACGGUUGGAACCGAUACUGAACCAGACUGCCGCCGAACGGACGUACAUCAUGCCAUUCCAGAAGGAUUGCGGUGUGGAUGGUUACUGUCGAUCCGCUCUGGCCAUCCAAAGUGCGACACUGGUUGGUUUGGCCCGGGGUCACGGCCAUGAUGCCGGGGACGACUAUCAGCUCGUGGUUGGACUUGAUCGUACACUUACGGUUGCUCUCACCAUCCAGAACAAGGCCGAUUCGGCGUACGAAACACACCUUUAUUUGGUGCAUGACUCGUCGCUUACGUACGCCGGUUCCAAGGGUUCGUCGGUUUGCGGUGCACACAAUGCAACGGUGGUCGACUGCAGUAUCGGUAACCCGUUGAAGCGUGACAGUGAGGUGCAGCUGUCGCUUCGCUUCGAUGCCCGCUCGUUGGAGGAGUACGGUUACAGCAAUGGACCGAACGGUAUCUCGCAUACCGUCCGGAUGGCAGUUUUUGUCAACACAACUUCACGGGAUACGGGGUCGAAGACACGCACCGCCCUUAACCUACACAUCCAGCGUGUGGCCAAAGUUAGCAUCAGUGGCAAAGCGCUGCCGGAACAGGUUUUCUACGGUGGUGGCGAUGCGCAAGUGAUGGGUGAGAGUGCGAUCCAUUCGUUAGAUGAAAUUGGCAUGCCAGUGGAGCACAAAUAUCAGAUAUACAACGACGGUCCUUGGCGAGCACCAAACGUACGGUUGGAGAUUGAUUGGCCGCUGCAGGUAGCGAACAAUAAGCCACAGGGCAAAUGGUUGCUUUAUCUCGAUGCGCUACCAAUGUUGGAAAUGUCCGGCGUUAUGGGUGAAGGUGGUAGUCCGUGUGAGGUGCUGCCUAAAACUGAACCGGACGGUGCGGUGGUGCCGGGCAAUGCGGUCUCGCUGGUAAACCCACUCGGUCUCCCGGAUCGGUCCAGCCCCACUGCCAGGACGUCGAAGCGUGCCAACUACACGCAAAUGUCGCGAGCGCCCCGUAUGCGUCGUGAUCGAGCGAUGGUGUUGCGACCCCAGACGAGUGACGGUGCGGUUCAGAUGGACUGUGCCAGCCAGACGGCCAAAUGUGUACGCAUUGUGUGCAAAAUUCACGAUCUUGGCCCGAAAGCGCACGCACUCGUUACGAUCACGGCACGGUUGUGGAAUGCCACGCUGGUGGGUGACUAUGCGCGCGUCGACAUGGUGCGUAUCGGUUCGAGUGCUCGGUUUACGGUGGACGGUUUGGAUGAACUGAUGGAUCAAUCACUGCACCCGACAAGCCUUACGGUGCGCACCGAAGCCUUCCCCGAGAUGGGACCGCCGAUCGUGGCGAUGAAUGUGCCUUGGUGGAUCAUACUGCUAGCAGCGAUUGCCGGCGUGCUCGUACUCAUCGCUGUCACGUACAUACUGUACCGGUGCGGUUUCUUCCGCCGGAAUCGUCAUACCGGCGAGGAUCCGACGCUCAGUGGUAAUCUCGAGCGGCGUCGCGAUCCGUCCGGGGGCGGCGCAUACGACGAGUUGAACGACACGAACGGCAGCGGUGGUGGUACGGCUGAACGGAAACCGUUCCUCAGCCGUCGCUCUUGA
Molecule: messenger RNA, 3600 nt
Organism: Anopheles marshallii
Lineage: Eukaryota; Metazoa; Arthropoda; Insecta; Diptera; Culicidae
Gene: mew
Product: integrin alpha-PS1
Exons: 9
Coding region: 1-3600 (1199 amino acids)
Biological process (GO): cell-matrix adhesion; cell-cell adhesion; integrin-mediated signaling pathway
Cellular component (GO): integrin complex; external side of plasma membrane
Molecular function (GO): integrin binding
Source: RefSeq, a predicted model, not a curated record